GCAUUUCUGGCAGCUGGGAUGUUCUUGGCAGAAAACCCCGAGCUUUGGUUUGGCUGGGUGGAGAGGACCAGCCCCUCUGGCGUCAUCCUGCCAUUCCACACAGUCUUCACUUCCCAUGUUGUGCCAUGGAAAACUGUAUGUGUUGCAAGGGAACAAGUUGAUCAGCUAUAGGCUGACCUCAAGGAAUGCAGUCCAACAAACUCUCAGAUAAUGUGGAGGGAAAUCCUGACAGGGUGGAUCCCUUCUACCAGCAAGUCCAGGAGUUCAUUUCAAGAGUUGUUCAGAAGAGGCCUGACUACUGGAUAGGUCUCAAGAGGGACAAAACGGCACAGUGGUCCUGGGUUAAUGGAGAUAAUUAUCAUUCAACUCCACAUUUCUGGGAUGAAAAUGAACCUGCUCAUUGGGAUAUUGAGUCCUGCGCCCACUUAAAAGGAUCUGACACAGUGCAUCGAAAGCUGAUGCAUGAUGCUGACUGUCGCAGUGAACGGUAUCACAUUUGUGAACGCAAACUAGAGAAAGGCAUGUGGUAGGAAACUUUGCAUUAGACUGUUCUCUUAAAAUCAUGCUCUGGACAUGCUCCUUCUGACAUUGUUAGAUGUUUGUAGAUGUCCUCUUUUUUGUUUGUAAACUGUACUUGCCUGACUGAUGCAUAUUUAAUGUACUUUUGCUAUUCAUAAGUCACUGUUUAUAGUGUUCCAGUGUACAGUCCUGUUAUAUGAAGACAUCCAAUAAAGUAAAAUUUUCACUAAAAUUUA
Molecule: messenger RNA, 755 nt
Organism: Sinocyclocheilus anshuiensis
Lineage: Eukaryota; Metazoa; Chordata; Actinopteri; Cypriniformes; Cyprinidae
Product: hepatic lectin-like
Exons: 5
Coding region: 186-530 (114 amino acids)
Source: RefSeq, a predicted model, not a curated record